GGAAGCCCUAGUACCCUCUCUGUCUUCUUCCUCCGGCUCUCACGUGUUCCAUUCUUCUUCACGCCGGCUUCUCCUCCCUUCCGUUCAGCAGCUCAGUGCCGCCGCCUCUCUGCCGCCCGUAUUGUGCAGUCGCCGCCUCCCUCGCUCUUACCAGUUUGAACUGAUUUUCUACUGCUUGUUCAAUUUUUAAAGAUGCCUCGAAAGCCAACAAAGCGGCGCCAGCUGCUGGGAACUCGUCCUUUAACUUUUUCCUCAUUUGCUCGUGCUUCUUGUAUGGUGAGGAAUCAAAUUUCGAAGUCAAAAUUAAUGAAAUCUCACCCUAAACAUGAAGGUAAUGCUUUUAUUAGGAAUAGUCCUGAGCCCCAGAGUGAAUCAUCUGACUCUUCUUCCAGCGAUGAAGAGUUUGAAGAAGUUCAAGCAGACUUUGCCUUUUUUGAUCCGAAACCUGAUGAUUUUCAUGGGGUGAAGACAUUGCUGCAAAACUACCUAGAUGACACACAGUGGGAUAUAAGUGGAUUUUCUGAUUUAAUAUUAGGACAAACCACAGUAGGUUCUGUUGUCAAAGUUGAGGGAGAUGAAGAUAAUGGAGUAUUCUCUUUUAUCACAGCCCUUAACUUGGCAAGAUAUAAGGACAGUAGAUCUAUAAUGGAGCUGAAGGAGUAUCUCCUCAAAGUUUGCCCGGACAAGGAUAUAAAGAAUGACUUGAAACAACUUCUGGAGGAGCAAGCAUCCAGUGUUGGUCUCAUAGUCUCUCAGAGAAUUGUGAAUCUUCCUCCUCAACUUCUGCCACCACUUUAUGAUGCCCUUUUUGAUGAAAUAUCAUGGGCUAUUGAGGACGAGCCAACUAAAGAGCUCCAGGAUUCCUUCCGCUUCAAAUUGCAUAUCUUAGUGAGUAAAAUUUACAAGCUCAAGAAUACAAAUCAUAAGAAAAAGGCGACUCCUGAAACAGAAGAGUCAAUUAUAUAUGUAAAGGCAGAAGAUGAAAUAUUUCACAAGUUGUGUUCAUGGUCCUUCUGCUUUCCCUUGCACGUCCAGCCACAAACAACUAACGAGCUAAAAGGUUACCAGUUAAUGGGAAUAGUAAUGGCUGUUGAAGCAAGCAAAGUUCCCACAUUUCGAGAUGAGUUAAAAUCUUUAAUUAGUGAAUCCUAGCUGCAAUCUUAGUUGCAGAGUGCUGAAAAGAAAGACGUUUAAAAUGUUUGUAAUUCUUAGCUUGAGGAAGUUGAAGUCUCCAAUUUUGUUGUGAAUGCGAGCGGGAUGCCUAAUUAGUUGAGCUGUUUCUUCGAGGACUUUUAUGUAUUGCAUCAAAAAUGAAAAAUGUUUUUGAAUUAAAAUUUCUUGGCCAAGGGACCUCUGUAAA
Cucurbita maxima (winter squash) is the source of this 1360-nucleotide messenger RNA. Its product is annotated as protein BCCIP homolog. Gene Ontology annotation, cellular component: nucleus. Lineage: Eukaryota; Viridiplantae; Streptophyta; Magnoliopsida; Cucurbitales; Cucurbitaceae. The coding region runs from base 193 to 1152 and encodes 319 amino acids. The transcript is spliced from 9 exons. The record is from RefSeq and is a predicted model, not a curated record.